Messenger RNA from Siniperca chuatsi (mandarin fish), 2280 nucleotides. It is a transcript of the gene hepacam2, whose product is annotated as HEPACAM family member 2. The record is from RefSeq and is a predicted model, not a curated record. The transcript has 9 exons. Lineage: Eukaryota; Metazoa; Chordata; Actinopteri; Centrarchiformes; Sinipercidae. The coding region runs from base 98 to 1462 and encodes 454 amino acids.
UCCACCUCUUUCUCUUUCAAUCCUCUCCUCCUUCCUACAUCCUUCACUCCCUGUCUGCCUGUCAGAAGUCCCACAUAUCCCUAGAGGAUAAGAUGCCAUGGAGGCCACAGGAAGAACAGCGCUUUACAUCUGCUCUGUUCUCUUCAUCCUAACAGAAGUCAGCUCUGAGUUCAUCCACAUCCCUUCAUUAGUCCAUCAUGGUAUUGAAGGGAAGUCCCUGCUCCUGUCUGUUGAGACUCGCUUCCCGUUGGAUGAAGUUGAGAUCCAGGGAACUUGGUCCCAUACCAGACCGAGCGGCACCAGAGCCACGUUAGUGACGUUUACUAAAGAGGCCACGAUCACUGACAUGAUGUUCCGCAACCACCUCCUCUUUAGAGAACCCAAUGUUUCUUUACUAAUCUGGAAAUUACACCAGGACGAUGAAGGGGAUUACCAGCUGAACCUCAACAUAGAAUUUCAUAACAAGACAGGACUGGUUAUCAAGGAGGAGAGAACUGUGCAUGUAACAGUGGAUGUCCCUGUGUCCACUCCAAUCAUUGAGAAGAACCCAUCAUAUGCAGUUGUUGAGGACAAGGCAAACGUAACCUGGACUUGUUCUGUCGAGAGAGGAACAAGAGUUGUGUUCCAGUGGCUAAGGGACAACAUCGCACUAGAUCCCAGUGACAGAUACCACUUCUCCCAAGACAACUCAACAUUGUUAAUCAGCCCUGUGAGAAAAGAAGACAAGGGAAUUUACCGCUGUGUGGCCAGCAACCCUGUCAGCCAGGGUCGGCCCAGCAGGGCCGUGGAACUCAAUGUCUAUUAUGGCCCCUACAACCUGGAGGUGAACUCGGGCCAGGGCCUGCGGACAGGAGAAGUGUUCACCAUCAACCCUGGAGAGCUGGUCUUCUUCGAAUGCCAGGCUGAUUCCAACCCACCCAACAGCUACGUCUGGAUCUCUAAGAGCCACAACUCCACCCAGGUCAUCACUGAGGGCCCGCGGCUGGAGGUGCGCUCCUACAGACUGGCCCAGGCUGAAGAGUACCUGUGCCGCGCCUUCAACAACGUGACGCAGAAGCAGGACGAGGCCCAGUUUACUCUGGUGGUGGCCAGCUUAGGAACAGGGAAAGAGAAGCACACCCAGGAGGGCAGCUCUGUAUCCCCUCUGGCAGCCAUUACUGUCUGCUCUUUGUUCAUCAUCGGCUGUAUGCUGCUGUUCUUCCUCAGAAGAACCUGCCAUCCUAAGAGAGUGCUUAUGAGCAUUUACAACAGACCGCUUUCAGAGCAGAAACGGCCACAUCGCUCAGGUCACGAGGAUGCAACAGAAGACUUUGGCAUCUAUGAGUUUGUCUCCAUUCCUGGGAAAAUGGAAUCUGCACAGGCAUCGUGCAGAUCUCUGGCUCGCCUGGAGUCAGUUCAAGAUAUGCACACCACCAUCUACGAUGUGAUCAGACAUGUUCCUGAAACCCCGAGUCACAGUUAGCUGAAGUAACUUCUAGCUGGAGAGUUGAAAUGUAACUUAGACUCAUUUCACUUGAAGACUCCUGUGUAGCUUUAUUCUCUUAAGUCCCUGAAACGCUGGUUUUGGUGGCCCACUUUUUGCACAAGGGAUGAAGGAGACUUGUGUGAGUACACAACCUGAUUGUGCACUGUUAUUGUCCAGAGUUUGGGACAGAUGUUAAAUGUCUUUUGCUGACAUUAUUGUGAGAUGAACGUGUAUGUGUUUCUUGAAUAAUUUUUUUUUAUAGUAGGCCUAUAGUAUAAAUGAAGUUGAAACUGUUUUGCCUUUUCCGUUCAAAAACAAAGAUCACUGGGAUCAUAUUAAACCAAGCAAGUUAGUAAUAGCCAUUUUUACAUUGUUUUGAAUAUAAGGUACCGAAAUUCCCAUACAUUGAUUACUAUUCAAAACAUAUAUUUAAUUUUCAGUACUAAGGUUCUAUUUGCCAUUUAGAUAAUAUCUUUCUAAUUUAAAAUUCCCACCAAAGAGAGUCUGUUUUGUGAGAAGACAAGUGUUAUAAUUAAUUCAUUUUCUUGUAUGAAAUACAUGCAGGUGUAAAUAUUGUACAUGGAUUAUACUGCAGAUUCUUUAUACUUAUUAUUCUAUUUCUAUGUUUUGCUCAAAUCUAUUUAUUCCUAUAGAAAGACUUAACCCUCUUUCCACAAAUGUAGCAUUUCUUCUGCUCAACAUGGAUAUAAUGAAAUGCUGAAACAAGGAAAAUGAUCAAUGAUCAAUCAAAUUAUUGUACAGUUUGCAUUCACAUGUUCGUUUUGUACUUGUAUUAAAGAUAUAACUGUUUACUA